Molecule: messenger RNA, 899 nt
Organism: Corticium candelabrum
Lineage: Eukaryota; Metazoa; Porifera; Homoscleromorpha; Homosclerophorida; Plakinidae
Exons: 2
Coding region: 32-751 (239 amino acids)
Source: RefSeq, a predicted model, not a curated record
UACACGAGAACACAGAGUAGAGCCUGCAUGCAUGGAUCCUAGCGGGCCUGUUACUACAGAUUGGAAAAAGAUCAUCAGCACUGCAGCAUCUGACAAAUGGAUAGAAUUUGGGCGUGCUCUUCUACGCACAUCUACGAGACAGAUCACUGAUAUUACAUCGAGACUGGCAAAUCCUAGUCCUCUAGCUCCAAAGGAUAAACUUGUGAAAAUUUUGGAGAGAUGGUUAAGCAUUGGUGCAGAGCCAGCAGGUGAGACUGAAAGAAGAUCGAGACCUGCUACUAGGACGGAACUCAAAAAAGCGUGUCAAGAAGAGAAAAUACUCGGUGGUGUGAACAGGGUGCUAAAGGAGAAGUACAAGAGAGAUCCUUGUCAUGAAUGGGAAGAGGUCCCAUUACACUACAGUGAUGAUCUACUAAAGGCUGUUGCAGAAAUGGGCAGUGCUAAUUGGCGAAGCUUUGGCCGUUGGUUGUUGAGAUGUACCGCUGUUGAGCUUGACAACGUGUGUGGUGAGGCUGGCAUUACUAACAGCGAUCGUGUUCACUAUAUCAUAGACCACUGGCUACAUGAGCAUGAAGGCGAGGUUACUGUUGAGAAGCUACUAGAAGUAUGCAGGGAACUUGGUAUCAGAGGUAGAGUGGAACUUGAUGUUCAAGAGUAUCAACUACGAAAUCAACUAGGAGACGGUGAUAAUGGUGAUGUAAAUGAUGAUGUGAAUAGAGAUUCUUUACCAGAAGAAUGUGACAUGUACUAGGGUUUUACUUCCUUUUUAUAAUGGCUUGAGAAUUGCAAAUUUUGUUUGCUUUUUUAGUUUGAUAUUUUCUUGUUUGUUUCAGUAUAUCUACAUAGUAUUACCAUCAUGUGAGUCAGCCAGCAACAACUGCAUGACUUGACCCUCAUUG